Sander lucioperca (pikeperch) is the source of this 2031-nucleotide messenger RNA. RefSeq names its product NLR family CARD domain-containing protein 3-like. NCBI's taxonomy places the organism in Eukaryota, Metazoa, Chordata, Actinopteri, Perciformes, Percidae. The transcript has 4 exons. The record is from RefSeq and is a predicted model, not a curated record. Bases 1 to 2031 code for a protein of 676 amino acids.
AUGUUCUCCAACUGGGAAUACCAGGGUGAUGGUUGGGAUGGGUGCCCCUCAGAGUGCCCCUUCCAGGGUAACUUCAUCUGCACAUCCCCCCUGGAGAACCAGCCACCCUUGCUGCUGGAGGAGAACAUCGGUACUUUUGUGAAGAACGAGCUGAAGAAGAUCCAGAAGUUUCUGAAGAUCACACUGCACUUCCUGAGGAGAAUGAAGCAGGAGGAGCUGGCUGACCGUCUGCAGCGCAUGUGUAAACGUAAACUCAAGACUAACCUAAACAAGAAGUUCCAGUGUGUGUUUGAGGGGAUUGCUAAAGCAGGAAACCCAACCCUUCUGAAUCAGAUGUUCACAGAGAUCUACAUCAUGGAGGGAGGGACUGCAGAGGUCAAUGAUGAACAUGAGGUCAGACAGAUUGAAACAGCUUCCAGGAAACCAAACAGACCAGAAACAACAAUCAGACGAGAAGACAUCUUUAAAGCCCCACCUGGAAGAGAUGAACCAAUCAGAACAGUGAUGACUAAGGGAGUGGCUGGCAUCGGGAAAACAGUCUUAACACAGAAGUUCACUCUGGACUGGGCUGAAGGCAAAGCCAACCAGGACAUCCAGUUCAUAUUUCCUUUCACUUUCAGAGAGCUGAAUGUGCUGAAAGAUAAAAAGUACAGCUUGGUGGAACUUGUUGAUUACUUCUUCAGUGAAACCAAAGAAGCAGGAAUCUGCAGGUUUGAAGAGUUCCAGGUUGUGUUCAUCUUUGACGGUCUGGAUGAGUGUCGACUUCCUCUGGACUUCCUCAACACUGAGAUCCUGACUGAUGUUACAGAGUCCACCUCAGUGGGUGUGCUGCUGACAAACCUCAUCAGGGGGAAACUGCUUCCCUCUGCUCGCCUCUGGAUAACCACACGGCCUGCAGCAGCCAAUCAGAUCCCUGCUGAGUGUGUUGACAUGGUGACAGAGGUCAGAGGGUUCACUGACCCACAGAAGGAGGAAUACUUCAGUAAGAGAUACAGAGACAAGAAGCAGGCUAGCAGAAUCAUCUCCCACAUCAAGACAUCACGAAGCCUCCACAUCAUGUGCCACAUCCCAGUCUUCUGCUGGAUCACUGCUACAGUUCUGGAGGACGUGUUGAAGACCAGAGAGGGAGGAGAGCUGCCCAAGACCCUGACUGAGAUGUACAUCCACUUCCUGGUGGUUCAGUCCAAACUGAAGAACAUCAAAUAUGGUGGAGGAGCUGGGACCGAUUCAAACUGGAAUGAAGAGACAAAGAAGAUGAUUGAGUCUCUGGGAAAACUGGCUUUUGAGCAGCUGCAGAAAGGCAACUUGAUCUUCUAUGAAUCAGACCUGACAAAGUGUGGCAUCGAUAUCAGAUCAGCCUCAGUGUACUCAGGAGUGUUCACACAGAUCUUUAAAGAGGAGAGAGGACUGUACCAGGACAAGGUGUUCUGCUUCGUCCAUCUGAGUGUUCAGGAGUUUCUGGCUGCUCUUCAUGUCCAUCUGACAUUCAUCAACUCUGGAGUCAACCUGCUGUCAGAAGAACAAACAACCUCCCGGCUGCCUAAAGUCUUCAGAGUCAAACCUAAAGUAAAACAUCUCCUUCAGAGUGCUGUGGACAAGGCCUUACAGAGUCCAAAUGGACACCUGGACUUGUUCCUCCGCUUCCUCCUGGGUCUUUCACUAGAGACCAAUCAGACUCUCCUACGAGGUCUGAUGACACAGACAGGAAGUAGCUCAGAGACCAAUCAGAAAACAGUCAAGUACAUCAAGACGAAGAUCAGUGAGGAUCUGUCUGCAGAGAGAAGCAUCAAUCUGUUCCACUGUCUGAAUGAACUGAAUGAUCGUUCUCUAGUGGAGGAGAUCCAACAGUACCUGAGUUCAGGAAGUCUCUCCACAGAUAAACUGUCUCCUGCUCAGUGGUCAGCUCUGGUCUUCAUCUUACUGUCAUCAGGAAAAGAUCUGGACGUGUUUGACCUGAAGAAAUACUCUGCUUCAGAGAAGACUCUUCUGAGGCUGCUGCCAGUGGUCAAAGCCUCCAACAAAGCUCUGUAA